This is a messenger RNA of Eupeodes corollae, 1929 nucleotides long. It is a transcript of the gene aln, whose product is annotated as divergent protein kinase domain 1C. NCBI's taxonomy places the organism in Eukaryota, Metazoa, Arthropoda, Insecta, Diptera, Syrphidae. The record is from RefSeq and is a predicted model, not a curated record. The coding region runs from base 518 to 1708 and encodes 396 amino acids. The transcript has 8 exons.
UCGAUUGUGAUGUGAUCCGAAGAUGACUCUUAAGCCAAAACGCGUCAUAAAUUAAAUAUAAAAAGAAGAAAUUAUAAAUAAGACUAUAGGGCGGGCGUUUUAAUGAUUUCAAAAUACAUAAUGUACAUAAUUGUUUUUAUUGUUUUAUAAUAAUUAAUUUUUUGUUAUUAAGUACAUGUAGAUCGUGAACGCAUCGAUCUUAUGAGUUAUACCGAAACACGAAACGAACAGCAGCUUCAACUAAAGGCUGACAAUAACAAUAUAAUUUAAAAAGCCCUGCAAGUUUGACUUUGUUGGUUUUUUGAGUUCUAACAUAGGGUUAAGGUGAUAUACAAAUUCAUUGUACGAGUAAAUGUUAUUUUGAUCAAACAAUUGUCAUUUCACAUUUUUAGUGUAUAAAGGCAGAAAUAUCCUUUCAACCAUAAACACACAGUAAACAAAAUAAAACACAAAAAGGCAAAACUAAGUUUUUUGCAAACAAUAUUCAAUAUUCAAUGGAACAAAUUUAAUUUAAAAAAUGUUAUCUGCUCUAAAUGCAGUCCGACGGAAGUUCAGAAUUUAUUAUAAACGAUUGAUUUUAGUUCCGCUUUUGUUUAUUACAAUCUUAGUUGUUGCUUCGUAUGUUGAUUUAGAAAUUUGUUAUAGACUUCUUUGGCAUGGGGGCCUCAAUAAAAUGUGCACUAAAUUUAGAAAUAAGGACUUCAGUGGAAGUCUGUGCGAUGAAUUGUGUACUGUUGGGAAUUUCAAUAACUUCCGAUGUCCUCAAAAUGAUAUAAAAACGACAGUGUUUAUAGCUGUUAAAAAUGUAGACGUUUAUGCCAUCAAGUUGGCAAGGGAUAUUCCGAAUGAUUUAAGUUGGAGAGACUCGAAAGGCAUCCAGAAAUACCCUCAUAUCGAUGUAUUCCAACGAAUGGUGAAAAUGCACAUCACAUUAUCGUACAAUGUUUCUCUUGAUGAGAGUAUGAUUUCAGCUCUUUUGAGUCAAGAAAUAGACGCCCAAAAUCCCGAACAAAUGGAAAGUUUUUGGCGAUUAUUUAAAGACAAUAAUUACAUGAUGGGGAAGCUCUACGAGGAGGAUUCUGUAUUCCCCACAGUUCUAGGAUCUUGUGGGCCAUAUUAUGCUACAGAAAAUUUGGAAUCUAUAAGACCAGAAACUUCAAUCAAGUAUUAUAUAACCAUAGAUUGGGCAGCACGACUGAAAUUUGCAAUGCAAAUAAUGGAUUUUUUGUAUCGAUUGGAAUCGGUCAAACCGGAACCUAUAAGAAUUUGUAAAAUAGAGCCGGAUCUCUUUGGAAUGACGGCUGAUAAGAGAAUAAAAUAUCAAACAGCUAGGUUUGCUUAUUCGGAAACCCAAAUUGAUAAAAUGCUUUCCGGAGGUGAACUCUGUUCAAAAGAUGAAGACUGUAAUCAUGAAGAUUGUCUGGGAAAAUGUAAUCUAGACAAAAAACACUGCGAUGGCAUACAGCAAAACAAUAAUUUACAAAUUGUAUGUUCAAAGAUUUUUAAAGGUAGUCGUUUUUUUCCAGGAAUAUUUUCAACAUCUCGAGCACCAGCAACGCUUAAAACGCUCAUUAAUUUAUGCUCAAAUCCAAGUUCAAACUCAAUGAAUCACUUGCCACAUAGACAUUUGGCACCAACCCAUGAUAUCAGUAUUCGUAUUUACAAUGAAAUAAGAAAAAUCUAUACUGAGUUGACUUUUGCUCAUUAGUAGUACUUAGAAGAACAACUUUUCAAAUUAAAGCCAUUUAUAAAAAUAUCAUAGAAUUUAAAUAGCGAUCAACCAAAAAAUCCAACCAAGCAAUAUCAUAGGUUAAGAGAAGUGCAAUUUUUUAUUUAAAACUGUGGUUAGUAAACAAAAACAUAAAACAUUUGUAAGUAAGAAAAUAUUUCAUACAUUUGAUGAUAAAAUAAAAAGUAAGCCCAUCCAUA